This is a messenger RNA of Spinacia oleracea (spinach), 2226 nucleotides long. RefSeq lists its product as uncharacterized. The transcript has 4 exons. Bases 734 to 1996 code for a protein of 420 amino acids. The record is from RefSeq and is a predicted model, not a curated record. Gene Ontology annotation, molecular function: protein binding. Lineage: Eukaryota; Viridiplantae; Streptophyta; Magnoliopsida; Caryophyllales; Amaranthaceae.
AAUAGAAAUUAGAGUAAGUAUUACAUUUCCCCGCGAUACAAUGCGUGGCUUGAUUAGGUUCCCGGUAACAGUGAGUGGUUGAAAUAGAGUCGAAGUUUGAUAAGUUUUUCCUUGCAUCUUCAACAAGUCCACUUACGGAACCUGCCAAAACAUGGUUCAUGGAAUUGAUCACACCAAAUUUAAUAAGAUUUUUGUACCCUAUCGCAACCACACAUUUAAUUCCUUUUCAGAGUGAUGAACCUUCAGUAAAUAGAAUGGAACCCUCCGAAUGAAGAGCCUCACCUCCGGCCAUCAAUAUUGUUCCAUUUUUGUUACGAAAACAAAUUGCAAGCUUGUUCUCGACCUUCCUCUUUCGGCUCUAUCAAAGUUCAAUUUGAAAAACCGGCGGAGAACAAUCCACCUGCUUCCCAAGACUAGCAACCCCAUGACUCGCACCCUUUUGUGGGUUGUGCAAGAAGUGUUUUGCUCUUUCAUGUUGGAGCAGUUGGAUCAAGUCUUUAUGUUUAUGAAAUUGUUCAACAAAUAAAAGCGAGCACUACUGAGACUCGAUUUCUUUGCAUUUUUAUGUUUCCGGUGAUUGUGGGUGGUUUCCGGUAGUGGCUGAGGUGGCGGAUAAGGUGAUGGAGCCAGCGGUGAUGGGGAAAGAGAAUGGACAGACCUAUUGGGGGUGAGAAACUGGGAAUCAAUUUACAAGGCUUUGGGAUUAAGUGAAAAAGAAAAGACGGUAAAGGGAAUGACAAAUGAGGCAACAACAAAGGGAAUGCUGCCAGUUUAUUCUCUUUCGAUGGAAAGAAGAUCAAAGGAAUCCUUUAGAACCAUGAUAAAGAACAACAAGAUUUACAUGGACCUAAAAGAGAUACUGAGGGAGCAUUCCCUUCGCUAUCUCCCAGCAAAAGCCCUUUACAGGUCACUUUCAGUAUGUAGAGAUUGGAAGCUUCAGAUCUCAAGUCCCUUCUUCGUGCAUAACCAGUCAAUUUCAUUUUCCUCAGUAUCAGGCUUCUUUCUACAGUCACCAGAAAAUCAAAAUCCUCCCUCUUUUGUUACCCAUAACAGAAUGGCUUAUGGUGUGCCUGAUCAGGAACUUAAGUUCUUACCAGAGCCAGUUGAUUUAAAGGCCUCUGCUAAUGGUCUUCUUUGCUGUCAAAGUCGAACUGGGGAAAAGCUGUACUAUGUCUGUAACCCUGUUAACCAGCAUUGGAAGAAAAUUCCUAAGCCUUCUGAGAAUCAUGGUCCUAAUCCUAUGAUUGCUCUCGCGUUUGAACCAUCACUGCUGAACUUUUCAGCUGAUUACAAGCUAGUUUGCAUUUUUCCGUCUAAUGACAUUGAGGAAGCGUAUGAAUUUGAGAUCUACUCCUCGUUGCAAGAUUCCUGGAAAGUUUCAUCAGAGAUGUACUUUAGCAAAGGAAAGCUACAGUGUAUUAGAGGGGAUUACUCCAAUGGAGUUAUCUAUUGGCCAACAACUUCUGGGAAACUUUUGAUUUUUGAUGUGAAGAAAGAAAAAGUGAAGCAAACUUAUGCACACCUUGGAAAGUCUAUAGGGAUGGUGAAUGGGAAGCUCUGCAAUUCUUUCUCAACAGGUUUGUCCAUUACGGUGAACGUACUACAAAGCUUACAUGCUAAUACACUGCCAAUGAGAUCUAAGACUGAUACAUGGAAGGUGGAGCAUAAAGUUCAGUUGAAUGCUGCAGAUAUUCAGCUUCAGAGAAAUGAUCAGCUACGAGUUCUGUUCACAUGGGAUAAUUUGAUUCUGUUACGAGCUGAUGGAGUAUGUUGGUUUUCCACAGAGCAAAGCCAUAUGAGCAUGGAGUCAAUAACCAUGUCAAGUAUGGUACGGCCAGGUAUACGGUUCAUUAUACCGCUAUUCCAGAAUCUUGUUAUAAUCUCCUUCCUCAGAAUCUCUGCCUCUAGCCUUGGGAGUUGCAAUAUCUCCGUCAGAACGUUGCGGAUCAUGUUCAUCAGUUCAAUUCUAUGCAACCGAGUUAUUAACUCGUCGUGACGGCUUUGACUCAUUGGAACCAUGGGGAUCGAUCGAUCGAUCUGUUAAUUAUGAGAGACGAGGAUUCUAUAUAAGUUUAUGAUGCUACUUUAGCUGGUCGUAUUUAUAGUUACAAGUCCUAAUACGAAUCAUACUCCUUAAAUUUAUUAGAAUUUUAGAGAUUUGCUAAUACUUAGUUUCCUUGGACAAAGGGAUUUGCUAAUACAAACUGGAAAAGGAAUUUUACUUUA